AUGGAAACAGCUGCGAAAAAUGUUAUAGACUUGAAUGGAGCACAGGGGCACGGAUCGAGGUCCGAUACACAGAACAAUGUCAACAAAGUUUCGAAUGAUAAUAAUCGAGGAACACGCCACAAUAGGAAAGGUCAAGGUCAGUCUAGAGGUCAUGACCAAGGUCAUCAAGGUCAACAUAAGCCAUGUUAUAGGUGUGGGGGGAACCACGACCCCAAAGUAUGCCGUUUCAAAGACAGUGAAUGUUAUUACUGUAAAAAGAAAGGACACAUAAAGGAAAAAUGUUUGAGUCGACAGCGAAACAAAGACACGGUUAAAGGUAAACAGCACAAAUCACAAACAACACCAGUACACAUGCUGCAGUCAACUACGGAAAACAGGAACGAUGAACAGGACUAUGUCUACUCAAUGUACAACAUAAAUCAAGUUGGCAAAUCUGACUGCUGUGAAGUGACACUACAGGUUAAUGACAAGGCAGUGAAACUGGAAAUAGACACGGGAGCUGUAGUCACCGUGAUUUGGGAUAACACGUUGGCGGAGAUCAACAAAAAAGGUAAGUCAGUAAAGCUAAGAAAUACUGCGGUGAAGUUAAAGACUUACACCGGUGAACCAAUCCCAACCAGGGGUGAGAGUGAUGUCUCAGUUGAAUAUGGAGACAUUACAGGAACACUCACAGUGGUUGUCGUCAAGGGAGACUACCCCAGUCUACUUGGAAGGAAUUGGCUUUCUCAUGUAAAGUUAGAUUGGAGCCAGAUAUUUCAAGUCAAGCAAGAUCCACAAGAGAAUCAGCUUGAUAACAUUUUGAGAAAACAUGAGUCAGUGGUUAAGGAUGGAUUAGGUACAAUCCGUGGAACCAAGGCCAAGUUAUAUGUGGACAACUCACAGAAGCCAUUAUAUUUCAAGGCUAGACAAGUGCCUUAUGCUCUAAGGGACAGAAUAGAGCAGGCACUUGAUCGCUUGGUAUCAGAAGGAACUAUAUCACUCGUAGAAUUUUCUGAAUGGGCCACACUCAUUGUACCCAUUGUUAAGGGAGAUGAUAGCAUUAGAAUUUGCGGUGAUUACAAAGUCACAGUCAACCGAGUCUCGAAACUCGACAACUAUCCUAUUCCGAAAACAGAAGAUAUCUACGCAGCAUUGGGAGGUGGGUCACACUUCUCUAAACUGGACCUUAGUCAGGCCUACCAACAGCUUGAAUUGGACACAGAAUCUCAGGUGUACACGACAAUAAGCACACACAAGGGUUUAUUUAAGUACAAUCGCCUACCCUAUGGAGUAUCAUCUAGUCUAGGAAUCUUUCAACAGGUCAUGGAAAACUUACUACAGGGCAUAGCGCAUGUGGUAGUCAGAGUAGAUGACAUCUUGAUAUCGGGGAAGGAUAAGCAGGAUCAUCUGAGAGACCUAGCUGCAGUACUUGAUCGUUUGGAUAAAGCAGGAGUAAGACUUAAAAAGACUAAAUGUGUAUUUCUGUCAGAUGAAGUAGUUUAA
This is a messenger RNA of Pecten maximus, 1482 nucleotides long. RefSeq lists its product as uncharacterized. The record is from RefSeq and is a predicted model, not a curated record. The coding region runs from base 1 to 1482 and encodes 493 amino acids. Lineage: Eukaryota; Metazoa; Mollusca; Bivalvia; Pectinida; Pectinidae. The transcript has a single exon. Gene Ontology annotation, molecular function: nucleic acid binding; zinc ion binding.